AUGAAGUCUCCCACAACACCUGCAGUUGAAAAGCAGCGCAUCCUGGACCAAUCUCGAGAUUACUUCGAUCGCACGCAAUCUUCAGAAGCAAUCCCCGAGGGCACUCAGCCGCCGUCUCCCGUGACUGCAUCUUCUCAGCCGGGCCCGACCCAGCAGCUUGAUCCCGUCCCAGCACCAUGGAAGGCUCCCACCAUGCAGAGACCUUCGAUAGCAGCGGCAUUUGACGAAGUUAGGAAUGUCACAAAGCGCCGUUCCUUAUCGGGGUCCAAUAUGUUUGGAAGCUUGAAGAAGAUGUUGCCCGACAUGCCGUCCCUGCCCACGCUCAAAUCACAGUCAUUCUAUUCCAACUUCAGCGCCGAGCCUUCCCCAAGGACCGAGAAAGAGGAAACGGAUAAAGCUGACAAGGCCAGUGAUCGUCCGGAGCGACAAGCCAAGGCCUGGUAUUCGCACAUAGGCGGAUCAGACAUCACCGAGCGUGGACCAUCGACGCCCCCGGGCAAAUCCGGAUUCCACAGGCUUGAUACCUCCCAGUCGACCAAGUCCAAGAGGCAUAGUGACCCGCUACUCCUGGAAAAAGCGCUUCAACGAGAGCCUACUGCAGGUCUGGAUGGCAAUGUGGAAUCUUUCCUGACCCCCAUCUCACCAGGACGACGCAAUUCGGAAAGCUCGCUGUACCUGUCCCGCAGACUCUCAGGCGUUUCAAGCUAUGACGAUAUGACCGCCUUUGCCCACGUAUCAGAGAUGGCGAACUCCAGACUCAAAGCCCUCACCGACAGCUUUCAGAGCUCAACCAUCCGUUUUCCACGCCUACCCACCAUGAAAACCAAUUUUGGCAAGACGACUCCUACGGAUGACGAAACAGACCGGAACACUCAGCUCAAUGCUCAAAGUUCUAGCCGAGAUCGAUCUUCUGGUAAAGAGAAGGAAAGAUUCUACACCAACCUUCAUAACAUUCGAAAGUCAAAAAGGUUGAUCGAAAUAGAGACGUCGCAACACCGCGCACACCCCAUCUUGUCCGAUGCACUUGAUGAGCUGGAGGGGGAUCUGGUCAUCCUCGGGGGAUAUCGCGGAUCUAUAUUGAGGGAAGCAAAAUCACCAAACAGACAACUCUGGGCUCCGGUCAAAGUUGGUCUAAACCUGCGAAAGGCCGACUUGGAGGUUGGACUGACCCGAGAGGACGAGGAAAGAGCAGCAGAUACCAUCGUACCAGGUGGUGUCCUUUCACAUAUUGGGCCAAUUGAUAUAUGCCGACGGCUGCUGAAACAUUCUCGUAAGUGCCCCAAUUUGAAAAACGGCACUCUGAGGGUCCACGACUGGGGUUACGACUGGCGGCUGAGCCCUGAUCUUCUGGCUGGUCGCCUGAUCAAUUUUCUGGAGGGCCUCGAAUGCAAUCAGCCAGAUCAAUCACCGGAGAAGCGAGGCGCGUGGCUUAUUGCUCAUAGCCUCGGAGGUCUCAUCACACGAUAUGCAGUUAACCUCCGGCCGGAGCUCUUUGCUGGGGUUCUCUAUGCUGGCACUCCACAGAACUGCGUAAAUAUAAUGGGCCCACUGAGGAACGGCGAUGAUGUUCUUUUAAGCUCCAAAGUUCUGACAGCACAGGUCAAUUUCACCAUACGAACCAGUUUUGCUUUACUUCCCGAAGAUGGCCGAUGCUUUAUUCAGAGGGACACCAAUGAGCGACUUGACUUGGACUUUUUUGACCCAAAGACGUGGGAAGACCACCAUCUUAGUCCCUGCAUUAAGGCGGCUGUUGAUCCAACAUCAGUCACAAAGCAACGUGAUAGAAGCAAAAGCCUCGUCGGUAUGAUGGCGCAGAGCGUUUCAAACCUCCAAUUGCCUGGAUUUCUGAGCAAUGGUCCGGACUCACCACGCUCAGGUACUCUGCCUUCCAAGCCCCCCUAUCCUCAAAUAAACGCCGAACCUGCCAGGGUUGAGUCUACCACUUCAGAUGAACGCUCGUCUGCUCCAGACUACGCCCAGAACUUGGUAGCGGAACCUGCAGGCGAGGCCUUGAUGGAGCCGAGUAUGGGAACCAACAACUUGAAGCCGCACAAGACCUCAGGCGCCACAACCAGCACACUGGAUCCCGCCGCAGCUCGUGAGUACCUUGCCCGCACGCUCAAGGAGAUAGUUGCAUUUAAGCGCGCUCUCGCCCAUAAGCCUGCGCAGCAGAGUGCCAACCGCUACCCGCCACACGCACUCAUCUUCGGCAAGACGGUACCGACCGUCUACGGAGCGAAAGUAGCAAGCCGCGAAGCCAUCAAGUACGCCGAUUCUCUUGACGACCUGGUAUUUGCCGCUGGUGAUGGCGUGGUGUUAGCAUCGGCGGCGCAACUGCCCGAAGGAUACAGGGUCGUGAAAGGAGGGCGAAUCGAAAGUGAUCGAGGGCAUGUGGGCUUGAUGGGAGACCUGGAGGGAGUGGGGAGGGCGUUGAGUGCGUUAGUUGACGGCCGUCGAAAAGGAGUGGGCAUGGGAUGCUAUGCAGAUGUUCAAAAAAGUGCGUAG
Cyphellophora europaea CBS 101466 is the source of this 2505-nucleotide messenger RNA. RefSeq lists its product as uncharacterized. The transcript has a single exon. NCBI's taxonomy places the organism in Eukaryota, Fungi, Ascomycota, Eurotiomycetes, Chaetothyriales, Cyphellophoraceae. The coding region runs from base 1 to 2505 and encodes 834 amino acids. The record is from RefSeq and is a predicted model, not a curated record. Gene Ontology annotation, molecular function: triacylglycerol lipase activity.